Molecule: messenger RNA, 862 nt
Organism: Callorhinchus milii (elephant shark)
Lineage: Eukaryota; Metazoa; Chordata; Chondrichthyes; Chimaeriformes; Callorhinchidae
Gene: gins4
Product: GINS complex subunit 4 (Sld5 homolog)
Exons: 8
Coding region: 43-714 (223 amino acids)
Biological process (GO): double-strand break repair via break-induced replication; DNA-templated DNA replication
Cellular component (GO): GINS complex
Source: RefSeq, a predicted model, not a curated record
UGCAAAGCGAGUGCUCUAACCACUGAGCUACAGGACUCCACGAUGGCGGAAGAGGAGCCGGAGCUGUUCGACCGCACGCACGAGGAUCAGAACGAAGAGGUCAUGACUCCGGCCGAGCUGAUCCAGAAGCUGGAGGAGGCUUGGCUGAAUGAGAAGUUUUCCCCCGAUCUCCUGGAGAACAAGUCUGAAAUUGUGGAGUGCGUUAUGGAGCAGCUGAAUCACAUGGAGAGUAACCUGCAGCGAGCUAAGAAGGGUGACCUGAAAGUCACCAUUCACAGGAUGGAGAUUGAGAGAAUACGCUACAUCCUCAGCAGCUAUUUACGAUCACGGUUGCAAAAGAUAGAGAAAUAUUACCCUCACAUCCUGGAAAAAGAGAAGUCUCGCUCAGAUGCAGAUCCUUCUUACUUGUCUCCAGAAGAGUUUGCUUUUGCUAAGGAGUACAUGGCAAAUUGUGAGACUUGCAUGAAAAAGAUCGCUCUGAAACACAUGCCUCCCAAUUUGCAAGCUCUGGACCUCUCAAAAGCCGUUCCCAAACCCAACCUGGAUUCCUUUGUCUUUCUGCGGGUGAACGAAAGGCAGGAAAACAUCCUGGUGGAGCCAGAAACAGAUGAGCAGAGAGAGUACGCUAUCGAUUUGGAUGAAGGGUCCCAGCAUUUGAUGCGAUACAGAACCAUUGCCCCUCUCGUAGCAAGCGGUGCGGUGCAGUUGAUAUGAGUGCUGAGCGGGUGGGGAGCUGAUGGCGGUUUGAAACCGGCAGAGAUGUCCCGUGUGGUCCAAAGUACUUUAAUCGUGCAAAGUCUCUCUUUUAUAUAUUGAUAUAUAUAUUCAAGUGUCUUUUCAAUAAAGUGUGUUAUGUUUUGUA